Molecule: messenger RNA, 452 nt
Organism: Prorocentrum cordatum
Lineage: Eukaryota; Dinophyceae; Prorocentrales; Prorocentraceae
Source: the annotation of a GenBank genome assembly
GAAAGGUAUGCUGACUGUAGGUCAGUUUGCCGGGCUGGCAGACUCUAAGGCCGACUCCGUCGCGGGCAUUUGCGUCCCGGCGGGUUUGGAUGGGAACGACCGGCCGUUGUGCCAGCCUGUCAAAGCAGCCUGGCAGGAAGCAGAGGCUCUCGUCGCGGGCGAGCUCGACCUCAUCCGCAAGGGCAAGGGCGGCGACUGGGACGACCCGAUCGACCCAGAGGUGCGCGAGAAGAAGACGGCGAGCUUCGUGGGCUACUACCACAUUCGCCUUCCAGCGCACCUCAUGGGCAGCGACACGCUGGCGGGCCGCCUGGUCCGCGAGCACGAGCGGCGCGCACCCACGGUCCACGACCUGCGCAAGGUCCGCGCGCUGAACAGCGAGGCCGGGAUCUCGGCGCCGGGCGGCGGCUCUGGUGCCAAGGUCAACGACGACACCUCGGGCUCCUUCUCUG